AGACGAACAUAUCUUGCUAAUUAAGAAAGAUAAUUAAAAUAAAAAAAUAUGAAAAAUAAAAAAAGAUAACUAACUAUAAUAAAAGAUACGCUAAACUAAGAUCGAGGACCCUAUCAACAACCCAGUCUGUUUUACUCUAAAUUUUCAUCCAACCCCGAUUUCUCCGCCGGCAACGUUAUUCCUUUUUCCGACACCACCACCACCACACUAAGAGAAAUGACAGCUUGGGGUGCAGUUGUUUCUCUUAAGAAUACAAUUCUGCAUAUUGUGAAUUCUUCUUAUAUGUACCUUGUUGAGCCAUCUCAAUAUAUCAUACAACUCGCCUACGACGAGCUUCAGCCAUUGCAAGACAUCCUCAAACGCCUUGACACCACAAGCGUCAGCAAGAGCAGGACGAAGGUGAAUGCAUUGGAUAAACGAAUCAAAGAUACGAUAUGGAAAUUCGAAGACUCGCUGGAAUCUCUUGUCCGGGAGCAGAUUCUUUUGCAAUUUCCAGACCCUGAUCCACACCAACUAGAAUCCAUAAUAAACCUCCACAGAAGGAGAAGACGAAGGCGAAGACGAAGAAGAGGGUAUAGAGACAUAGCAAACUGGCUCAAAUCAAGAAGAAUGAUGAAUGAAUAUCAUCAGCCUUCACAAUUAUAUGAAAGAGAUGUAUUGUUAUUCUACAUUGAUUUGACGGAAACGCUAGACGAUGCCGUUUCCUUCAUCCAGAAUGUCAGAGAUACGAAGGAGGAAUACAUUAAUGAAUUAGCCAACUUGUCUGAAGAGAAAGAAGAAGAAGAAGACGACGAUGAAGAAUCCAUUUCCUCGAGAUUUGGUCUUCAUGGAACCAAGUCAAAGAUGAUUGGAUUAUCGGAUCAAUUCCAACAACUCAAAAGCAAAGUUAUUUGUGAUGGCAGGAAGCGUCUGCACGCGCUUGUUGGAAUGGCCGGGGUUGGGAAGACGGCUCUUGCUCGGGAAAUAUACGAAGAUCCCGAUGUCAUCACCCAUUUCGAGUGUCGUGUGUGGGUCUCAGUUGGGAGAAAAGUCCAACACAAUCAAGUUUCAAGAGGCAUUCUAGCUCAAAUGUGUGGAGCUACUACACAUGUUGAAGGAAGAUCGAAAUCCGAGAUGAAACGGAGUUUGGAGGGAAAGAAAUGUCUCAUUGUGGUGGAUGAUGUAUGGGAGAACCAGGUUUUGAAAUCCUUGAUUAGUUCCAUACCAAUGGCCAAAGAUCAAUCAAUUUUAUUCUUGGUAACCGCUCGAGAUCUCAAGGUGCUUAAUCCUUCGUUUCAACGCCCGUUAUCGAGUGAUUCUUUUAUGAAGGUAAGGUUUUUGAAUGAAGGAGAGAGCAAGGAGCUACUAUGCCACAGGGUGUUUGGUAAUGAUGAUUGCCCUAUUCAGCUUGACAAAGCCGCCAUCAAAAUUGCCAAAAAAUGUGAAGGUCUUCCUCUUACGAUAGUCACAGUGGCCGGCAUCCUGUCAAAAUCCGAGAAUAGAAAUCCAAACUACUGGGAUAAAGUAGCAGAAGAGAGAAAUUCAGUCUUCACAAAUGCAUAUAAAGAUAUAUCUAAGGUACUUUUCCCAAGUUAUGACUACUUACCUCAGGAUCUUAAAAUGACUUUUCUCUAUAUGGGUGUUUUCCCUCGAGAUUACGAGAUCUCCAUAUCAAAAAUUCUGGAUAUGUUUAUAGCAGGAGGGUACCACCUUGACAGAAGCUUGAUAAAGCAAAAUUUUAUUUAUCUAUUGAAUCAUUGGUUGCUCGACCUCUGUAUGUAUAAGAAUCUCGUGUUAUUCAAGAAGAAGACCAUCAAUUGGAAUGAGAAGCAAAUGUGGCAUCCCCUUUUCAAAACUUGUUUCCUUCAUUCUUCAUGGCGGUACCUGUGUAGAGACGAAGCCAGGAAGAACAAGUUUUAUCUUUCCUUAAAUAAGCUUGUUGAUGACCAAGAAGAAGGCGAAGAAGGUGUAGAAGGCGAAGAAGGUAUAGAAGGUCAGCGUGGUUUGUGUCUCGAAAAUAGAAACAGUUUAUUUGGCAACAAAGAUUUCUACAACUCAAUAGAGUUGAACUGUGCAUCCUCUGCACGUUUUGUCCUUUUCAAUGGUCCUUACCACCGGUAUCCGACCCCAAUAAAUGCCGGUUUCAAGUUGCUUAGGAAGCUAGACGCUCUUAAACUCCGUUUCUACAUUUUCCCGGUAGAAAUUCUAGCGCUUGUCCAGCUAAAGUACCUUGCUCUAACUUGCAACGGAGAUCUCCCUACAUCCAUAUCCAAACUUUUCAACCUUCAAUUCUUGAUCAUCCAUCCCCAUAUCAACAUUCAAUGUCUUAAAACAGUAUCAUAUGUACCAAUACAAAUAUGGGACAUGCAAGAGUUAGUACAUAUCGAGAUCCCAGGAAAGGACCUCGUAGCUCCAUAUCACGUUGCUUCCUUGGAAAACCUCUCAACACUCAUAGGUGUGAAUGCCAAUAUUUGCACUAUCAUCGAACUCUUGAGAAAGGCUCCUCGUGCAAGGAAACUAGACGUCCGGAUUGAGCUAACGCCUUAUGAUGACCAAACCAAUCUUUUGAGCUUCUUUAGUUGGAUUUCAUCACACAAAGAUUUGGAGAUACUAAAAUGUAGUAUAACAAAUCCUUGGGCUAAGUACCUCUAUCUUGCCCCACCCGCGGCAAUUCCAAGUCCAUUGAUGCUUCCACACCUUCUGAGAAAGUUACAUCUGAGUGGCAUGGGUUUUCCGUGGGAAUACGUGGAUGUCGUUGGCUCUUUGUCUGUACUUGAAGUUCUGAAGUUGCGAUCGUACGCCUUCAAGGGUUCAAAGUGGGAAGCGAAAAGGGGAAGCUUUUGGUAUCUUAAGUUUCUUAUGAUUGAAGACAGUGAUUUGGAGCAAUGGAAACCGAGUUUUGGAAGCUUCGGUAGCCUCACUUACCUAAGCAUGAAACAUUGCUACAAACUAAAAGAGUUGUGCUGGCCAUCGAUUUGUGAAAAUGGAAAGAUUGAGUUAGUGAACUGCAAUCCUUUAGCCUUGAAGUGUGCAGAGCAAUUACAACCCGAUCGAACUCACCUUGAGGUUACUGCCACUUCUUCUUUUGACGAGAAACCGGUUACUGUCAACUUCCAGCUGAGGCUGGUAAGAAAUACAAGCAUAGGCGGACAGCCGCAUUAGAGGGGAGAAGGUUAAGUUCUUACCAAUACCAGAAGGGGCUGGCGGCGGCGAAGAUCAAUGUGUGUUUAAAGGUUCUUUUAUGUAUGCUGAUAGAGAGGUCACCAUUAACAUGUUCUGCUACGCCAACAACAACAUCAUUUUCAUUUUUUUGAUUAGACCACAAUAAUCGAAAUUACUCAUUAAUCUGCACAUUUCUCUGGCAGUUUAUAUGGGAUCUGCAGAUUACUCUUUUGGGUGUUCACAUAUAUUAUUUCAUUCAAAAUUAAAUUACAUAAUUUACUACUAA
Molecule: messenger RNA, 3427 nt
Organism: Salvia splendens (bonfire salvia)
Lineage: Eukaryota; Viridiplantae; Streptophyta; Magnoliopsida; Lamiales; Lamiaceae
Product: putative late blight resistance protein homolog R1A-10
Exons: 2
Coding region: 217-3141 (974 amino acids)
Biological process (GO): defense response to other organism
Molecular function (GO): ADP binding
Source: RefSeq, a predicted model, not a curated record